Messenger RNA from Fonsecaea multimorphosa CBS 102226, 1941 nucleotides. RefSeq lists its product as uncharacterized. Bases 1 to 1941 code for a protein of 646 amino acids. The transcript has a single exon. NCBI's taxonomy places the organism in Eukaryota, Fungi, Ascomycota, Eurotiomycetes, Chaetothyriales, Herpotrichiellaceae. The record is from RefSeq and is a predicted model, not a curated record.
AUGGAAACGGAAACCGUACACAAAAGACCCAAUGGUGUCUACAAAUGGGAGCCCCUCAACCUUCGGAAGAACGAGUUCCGAAUCCUUCAGCUGCAUGGGGUUGUUCAGGAGGAAGAAGGAGAGUUACUGAGCAUUUCCCUACAAAACGUACCCAUGAGUGGACAUCCUCCAUAUAACGCGCUAUCCUACACUUGGGGAGACUUGUCACAUCAAAAGAAGAUCCUGCUUGGCGGAUUCCCACAUUGGAUCACCCGAAACCUCCAUGAAGCGCUAUGUGUGCUUCUGAAUCGCGGAGUUCACAGCCUUUGGGUCGAUGCCCUGUGUAUCGACCAGAAUGACCCAGAUGAGAAAUCGGCUCAAGUGGGACGCAUGGCCACCAUUUUCCAGGAAGCCGAGACAGUGGACGUCUGGCUCGGAUCUGCAACCCCGGAAUCCGAUAACCUGCUAGAUUUCAUGAGGAAUGUAGACCACUCGAUGCUGGAGCAGCAGUUCUGGGCGCAAUCUUUCUUGGCUCCUGGAAACGGGAGGCCUUCAAGUGGGAAAACCACUUAUAUUUUCGAUCAAGUCUUCACAAAUAUUUUGGAGCGCCCUUACUGGAAGAGACUCUGGGUUGCGCAAGAAAUCGCCAUGGCAUCCAAUAUCAGAGUGAGCUGCGGUCCCGAAUAUCUAGACGGCUCCGUCUUCGAAUUGCUCUUCUCGCAAAAUGUGUGGGCGAAGGUUGAGCCUACAGCCUUUACUGAAUGGAGGGGGUAUUGCUAUAACUUAUUCGAGCAUAUGGUUAAUCUCUGGGACAUUCGAGCAAAACGCCGAAGCCGCCAGCCAAUCGAUCUACUGAGCCUGAUGUUCCAACUACGGAAAAGUCAGACAACUGAGUUGGUCGACAGAGUUUAUGCGAUAAGUGGCUUAGCUUUCGACCACAGAACGUUUAUUGCCGAACCCGACUACAAUCUACACCCGGAAAAGCUCUGUGCGCUCAUGACACAGCGGUUCAUCAGAACGACUGGUUCUUUGGACAUACUCUUGUUAAACUGUGUUAUUGGAUCAAAACCAUGGAUUUGCCGUCUGCUCGAGUUCGACCGCUUGUGGGAUAAUGAAUGUGAUAAAUUACGUUUUAUAUUCCACUAUCUCAAUGAGAAACAACACAUACCUCGGUGCGGGAUUCUAGGAAGCCUUUGGCAGACCACGAAAUGUGUUCCCACAGACGGGUCCACGGUCAUACUGGAAGAAGCGUCUAUUAAAGUGCUAGGUUUGCGCCUUGGAAGUUGCAGCUCAGCAGCCAGUAUAGCUGACCCAGAUGCUGAGCAUGGUGAUGACCCACCUUCUGAUGUUUCUCGCGAUAUUGAAUUGUUUGACUCAUUAGGGCGAAUAUUGUUGAUCCAUAGCUCUUUUUACAGCAAUGGCGACUUGUUGCAACAAGUCACCAAUGCAUUGUUUAAGAGCAUGUCAAUUGAAGCCAAUGCGGACAGGAUUUCCUUCGAUGUCAACGUUAAGGUUCAAGAGAACCGCACGGUUCGAAUAUCCAAAGUGCCGAGCGUGCAUACGUCACUGCAACAACUGCUAGUGCGCGUCAUUGCAGUCGCGGAAUCCAAAGCUGGAGGCCCGCUUCUCGACUUGCCCGUGGCUACUAUACACGACGCAAUUGAAUCGGUGCGGACCGUACUUGCCGAUUUCAAUGAAGCUGUGGCGAUCAAUUCAAAGCAUGUCGGCUUCAAAUCCAGGGGAUGGUACUACACGCUCAACAGUUCCGACGAGGCCUGGCUGUUGUCGGGCUUGUCAUGGCCUGUCUUUUUGAGACGUGUCGAGAUCGGUUAUAAAAUACUGGGGUUUGGGAUUGUCGACUCGGUUCAGGUUGGCGGGAAACUGUGCCGGGUGAUGGAUGGGGAGGCGUGGCGAACGGCGACCCAGGACGAUCUUGAAUGGGUUACCUUUGUUGAAACUUGA